UUAAUCAUUUGCUUUUGUAUUGCAGGUGUAUGUAAAAUUUAUGAAGAACAUUUAAAAAGGCGAAACCCAAAUACUCCAACUAUUACCUAUGACAUCAGUCAAUUAUUUGAUUUUGUUGACCAGUUAACAGAUUUAUCAUGUCUUGUGUAUCAAAAAUCUACGAAUACUUAUGCUCCAUAUAAUAAGGAUUGGAUUAAGGAAAAGAUAUAUGUAUUAUUGCGUAGAGCUGCAGGACAUAGCGAGUAAUCAAUGUAUAAAGAUAGAUAUGUAUGCUUUUAUAUACAAGAUAACUAAAUAUCAUUCUAUAUUAUUAUUUGUUAUAAUAAAUCUAUAAUUUACAUUAUUUUAUUACUUUGAUACAAUAAUUUGCUAUAUAUUCUCCUCUUUGAGAAUAUAUAGUACACUGUCGAGUUUGCAAUUAAUAUUAACAAAAUAUUAAUGAUACUCUUUAUUACAUUUAAUAUAUAUAUUGACAUAGGACAUAUGUAUUAUCUGUAAAGAGAGAUAAAGAAAAAAGAAAUUUGCUGUAAAAGAAUCUAGUAAUUCUUAUUUUUAUCAAUGCUAAUAAUUAGAGAAUAAUAUCUAUAAAAAAAGACAUGAUUAGAUUUUUUUAUAUUUCUAUUUUUGUGUUUUUUAUUUACCAAAAUAUAUAAAAGUCUUUUACUUUUGUAUUACAUCUUUAAAAUCUUCUGAAAUGUAUUCCAUAAAUAAAUAACUUGAUUUGUGCAAUACUUGAUUUCUAAGUUAUAAAAAGAGUACUAAAGAAUAUAAUGAAUCUUAUUGUAAUAUGAAUUAUCGGGCUUGCACAUGUGCAUGCAUGGGUAUGUAUAUGUUUAUAUAAUUAUUCUCUAAUUAGAUAUUAAAUCAGUUGAUGUAUAGACUGCAUUCCAAUAUUCAUUGCCAUUACCGAAAACCUAUAGUGUACAUGACGUAAACUAUAGAUUUUUAGUAUUGGCAAUUAAUAUCGGAAUACAGCCAUAGUGUCCCAGCCAUAGUGUUUUUAAUUGAAAUAGUCGAAUAUUUUUGAAAUAAUUAUAUUCACUCAAAAAAA
Molecule: messenger RNA, 1051 nt
Organism: Formica exsecta
Lineage: Eukaryota; Metazoa; Arthropoda; Insecta; Hymenoptera; Formicidae
Gene: e(r)
Product: enhancer of rudimentary homolog
Exons: 1
Source: RefSeq, a predicted model, not a curated record